UUUCCUUCCAUCUCGAGCUCUAGCAAUGGCGGAUGAGGUAAUUCUGCUGGAUUUCUUGCACAGCCCCUUCGGAAUGAGGGUGAGAAUCGCCCUGGCCGAGAAACGUGUGGCGUUCGAGAGAAGGGAAGAGAACCUGAGCAACAAGAGCGAUUUCCUCCUGAAGGCGAACCCGGUUCACGGGAAAGUACCGGUUCUGAUCCACAACGGAAAACCGGUUUGUGAAUCGCUGGUCAUAGUUCAAUACAUUGAUGAGGCUUGGAAGGACAAAUCGCCACCGUUGUUGCCUUCAGAUCCUUACGAGCGAGCGAAAGCCCGGUUCUGGGCCGACUUUGUAGACAAAAAGAUUUAUGAAAUUCAACGUCGCUUGGGAUGGGGUCCUCUCAAAGAUCGAGCAAUAGCGAAGAAUGAACUCAUAGAGUGCCUUAAGGUGUUAGAGGUUGAGCUCGGGGAGAAAACUUACUUUGGGGGUGAAAGUUUCAAUAUUGUGGACAUUGCAUUUGUUCCUUUCAGUGCUCGCUUUUAUGCCUAUGAGACUUUUGGAAACUUCAGCAUGGCUGUCGAGUGCCCUAGGUUGGUGAGAUGGGUUCAAAGAUGCAUGCAAAAGGAGAGUGUGGCCAAGUCUCUGCCUACACAGCAAGCAAGUUAUGAGUACCUUUUGGAACGCGAAAAGCAAUUAGGGGUUCUAUAAGCUUCAUUUUUAUUGAGAAAGGUGACUAAGCCUUCUAAAAAUGCAUUCCAAAUUGUGUCAUAGUUAGACACAAAAAUAAGAGACCCAUAUAGGGUCCACCCUUGUAUUUACCAUAUAAACCCAAGGUACACUAUUCAAGAUAUCAAAUUAAUAUUGUAAUUUUAUUUGAUUACCAUA
Messenger RNA from Malania oleifera, 865 nucleotides. Its product is annotated as probable glutathione S-transferase. Lineage: Eukaryota; Viridiplantae; Streptophyta; Magnoliopsida; Santalales; Ximeniaceae. The coding region runs from base 26 to 688 and encodes 220 amino acids. The transcript has 2 exons. Gene Ontology annotation, molecular function: glutathione transferase activity. Gene Ontology annotation, biological process: glutathione metabolic process. The record is from RefSeq and is a predicted model, not a curated record. Gene Ontology annotation, cellular component: cytoplasm.